AUGUAUAACCCAUACACGACAGAAGCUUGGAUAGAGUACGCAAUAAGCUUGCUUAUUAUCAUCAUACGCAUCGGGUACCGAUGCAGCGUGGUUGGAUGGGACUGGGCUGGCGACGACUACAUUGCCGCCUUUGCUGUACCAUUAUGGACGGGAGUCUUGUGCAUGCUGCAGAUGAUUAGCGAAUAUGGCAGCAUCACUGGAAUGACCGACGCAAAGGCCCUGACCCUUACCGACGACGAGAUCAAGAGGAUUGAGAUUGGAAGCAAAUGCCUCUUGGCAGGAUGGUGUCUCUACGUUACCAUGAUCUUCUGCAUGAAGGGAUGUAUGCUGUUUGUGUACCAACGACUCACGUUCCAACUCGAGCAGCAACGUCUCGUCAAGAUUGCGUCCGUGAUGACGGUCCUUGCGUACAUCGCCACCAUCAUGGUCUGCCUCACCCGCUGCAUGCCCUUUCACAAGAAUUGGCAGGUGUACCCAUACCCCGGUGACGCCUGCGCACUCAACGUACCGAAUUAUCUGGCUCUCAUUGUUACUAAUGUGACCACUGAUUUGGUCAUCCUAUACAUUCCAAUGCCCUUGCUAUGGGCGGUCAAAAUGCCACUUCGGAGAAAGGUUCUGUGUGGAUUUUGGCUGUCUUUGGGAUUCUUCAUCAUUAUAGCUGCGCUACUAAGAUGCAUCCUGUGCUUGAGCGACCCGACUUCGAUCAGUCUGGGCACAAUUUGGUCGAUCCGCGAGACAUUUGUCGCCAUUCUUGCGGUCAACAUUCCCGUCUUGAAGCCACUCAUCUUCUGGGUCACGACCUUCCUCGACGACCUCCUCAGCAGUCAGCGAUCCAAGCGGGACAGGAGCAAGGUGACACCAUAUAAUCUUGGCAGUGGAGUCAGCGGACUGCCCCUGGGCCCAAUGGAUCGGAGGUCUGAGCGCCGGUCGAAUGUCUUGAAGAGUCGCAACGGCAACGGCUGGACAACCGUGGGUGGCGGCGGCAGCGAGGAAAGAAUCGUUGAUGAUAACCAUCUCCCGGUAUUGGUGCCCCACGAGAGUCACGACAAGGAGACGUCGAUCAACUCGAGCGAGCAAGAUCGUAAAACAGCAGAUGACGGACAGAUUUGGGUCGUUAACACGUUUUCCAUAUCCGACAAUAAGGAUAAAUCACUGAAACCAUAA
Pestalotiopsis fici W106-1 is the source of this 1164-nucleotide messenger RNA. RefSeq lists its product as uncharacterized. The record is from RefSeq and is a predicted model, not a curated record. The transcript is spliced from 7 exons. Bases 1 to 1164 code for a protein of 387 amino acids. NCBI's taxonomy places the organism in Eukaryota, Fungi, Ascomycota, Sordariomycetes, Amphisphaeriales, Sporocadaceae.